GUGCCUUGAAUCCUGCGUACUGCUCUGGAGACAGAUUUUCACUGUAAAGUAAAUGAGGCUCUUGUGAAUGGUGUCUCCGUGCCUCUCUUAGAAGAAGUCUGAAGAUUGAUUGAAUUAUGCCUUAUGGGAAUCACCCAGUGACACCUAUCAUAAAGAAUGUGGCAUAGAAAGAAAUUUGGCAAGACAUCACAGCCAGAAUUGGAAGAUUUGAGGACACAGCGCAGAGAACGAGAGACAGCGCUAAGAAAAGCAAGAAGAGAAGAACAGCUUAUCAGCAAGAGGCUUCUGCAAAAUCUCACUCAUGAUGAUGAGAUCCUGGAAGAAAAUGUGCAGUCUCCAAUCUCUGAACAGCAGCUUGUACAACUUGUGAAAGACAUACAUGAUGGGUCACCUGACAAGUUACAAUCACUUAUUGCUCUUCGUCAGAAUCUCCGGAACAAAGAUGUGCAGUUUAUGUUCAUCAGGGCAGAGGGCAGCAUGCAGGCUUUGAUCAGGUUAUUCACUUGUCAGUUUAGCAAUAUUCAGAUGGAAGCAGCCAGGUGUCUGCAUGAACUCUCCAACUCAGAUGAUCCAGCUAUCUGUGAAGCAUGCCUACCAGCUACAGUAUACCUGGUGACGUAUUUGUCAGGGAGCAGCCCAGUGUUCUUGGAACUCUGUCUGUAUACCCUGGGCAACCUGAUUGUGGAAAGUGAGGCAGCGAGAAACCAGGUACUUUUGCAAGGAUUCAUUCCUUCCUUGGCAUUGUGCGUACAGUCUCCUCACAUGACAGUAUUAGAAGCCACCGGCUUUACACUUUCUCAGCUGCUGCAAGCAAACGAAGCUUCUGAAAAAAUAGUGCCGGUCGUCCUCCAAUCUGGGCUCAUACAGGAUAUUCUCAGGCUGUUAAAUUGUAAUUCAGAAGAUGGCAUUGGGAUGAUGAUUGAAUUUGCCUGGUGUCUCCAUUACAUUGUGAGCAGUCAGGUGAAUAAUAUUCUGCUGAUCGCUCAAGGUGUUUUAUCCAGAGUGAUGGAUUUGCUUAUUAAGCUAGCUGACCUCGUGACGAAAACCUCAAUUCCAGGCAUUGAACUGCUGAUUUGCCCAAUUGUGCGUUGCUUAGGAAACCUCUUGGUAGAAGUUGAUUCUUCAGGCAACAAGGUUCAUAUUCAAGAUGGCAGAGUCCUUGUGGCUUUGUUUGUUCUGAUGCAAGAGUUUCAGAAUAAAUAUGCAUUCAUGGUGAAAGAGUGUCUUUGGACCCUUAAUAACCUCACAGCGGAUGAUCCUGUUGUAUGUAAUGCAGUGCUGCACUUAAACUUGGCGCCUCUUCUGUUGCAGUUUCUGGGUCAUUCUAAAGAUAUUAUUGUGCUGGCUCUCUCUGUGUUAUGUAACAUAGCGGAGUUUGGGCAUGCUUACUGUCAGCGUCUCCAAGAAAAAGGCGUUCUUUCCAGCCUGACUCACCUGCUUGGCAGUGAAGAUGUGAUGGUGACAAUACGCUGCUUGGAUUUGAUGAACAUGUUACUGCGUUACUGCCCAGAGGCUGAUGACAUCAUUGUGCAUUCUUUAGUACAAAUUCCAGAAAUUCAUAAGGAUCACCCUGAGAUACAACAGCGUAUGGAAGCAAUCCAGAAUUACUGCAGGCCAAUGAUAGAGGAUGGACCGGGGACUUCAUCCAUGAAAUAAGGAGCAGGUGGAGAAGAAGAAUCUCUGUACAGUAGUUUUUAUUCAGCCCACAUAAAGAAUAAUUGUUCAUAUUUUUGUAAUAAAGUGAUUUUCACAUGCA
Messenger RNA from Bufo gargarizans (Asiatic toad), 1756 nucleotides. It is a transcript of the gene TMCO6, whose product is annotated as transmembrane and coiled-coil domains 6. The record is from RefSeq and is a predicted model, not a curated record. NCBI's taxonomy places the organism in Eukaryota, Metazoa, Chordata, Amphibia, Anura, Bufonidae. Gene Ontology annotation, molecular function: protein binding; nuclear import signal receptor activity. Gene Ontology annotation, biological process: protein import into nucleus.